Anopheles darlingi is the source of this 3174-nucleotide messenger RNA. RefSeq names its product glutaminase kidney isoform, mitochondrial (gene GLS). The coding region runs from base 818 to 2818 and encodes 666 amino acids. The record is from RefSeq and is a predicted model, not a curated record. The transcript has 4 exons. Gene Ontology annotation, biological process: L-glutamine catabolic process. Gene Ontology annotation, molecular function: glutaminase activity; protein binding. Lineage: Eukaryota; Metazoa; Arthropoda; Insecta; Diptera; Culicidae.
GCCAACGUGAAUUCCCAGUGCGUGCGUGCGUGCUGUCCACGGUUCGUGUUUAAUGAAAGUAUUUUUUUGAGGGUGUUUUUUGUUUUUAUCUUAUCACGCACCAGCACACAACCACACCUAACCAUAUACACCACGGCCCUAGAGCGAAAGAACACUCAUUCCCGUUCAGUAAUACCCAACUCAUCGCCGAAGAGGGACGACAUCAUAGAACGGCAGACAGGCAGACAGGCAGGCAGGCGCAGGUCCAGUGUUGAACUCGUGAACAGCACACUCAGUGAGAGCGAAAGUGCGUGGGCACGUGUUUGAGCGAUAAGGUGCACUGUGGUGAGAAUCUAGAACCGCAGAGAGUGUGCCUAUCCUGCGAGUCCUUCUAAAGUUGAGAGCAUCACUUCACCAUCAAUCUAUCCUUGCGAGGAGGUGGAUGGAUGCCGUGAUUACUUAACUGACGUGAUUGCCAUCAAUUUGCUGUCGCGUGGACAGUACUCCAUCAACUUGCAGCAGCACUAAGUGAUAGUGACACGGCAAGGAUUCGAUUAUCACUCGUUGCUGUAGUAUCCUCUUUCGUGGUGUGCCAUAAAAAGCAAGCCCUCGCGUGUACUCGUCGCUCAGUGUAAAGUCCUCGGUGACACUGUCGUCCGCGGGUGUGUUUCUUUACUAGCAGGAUAAUCGAUUUUCCAGCGUUACGGCGUCGCCCCUAAAAAGUUAAACGAAAGGUCAACAUCCUACACCGCGCCCCGUAGGGCCAUUAGUCUAGUUUAGCUCGAAGCUAGUUCGAAGCUUACUCGACCCGACAAUCCGAGAACGAACAAAUUCCGUAAUGAACAUCUCGCGCUUUUGUGUGAAUUUCUCGAACUUCACACAUCAGCUACAAUGUGGCGUUACGGCGGGCAUCGUUAGCCACAGAAGUAGAUCAUUUGGGUUGGCUUCACCACAGCAGCAGCAGCAGCAGCAGCUGCCGCAGCAGCCAAUCAUUAGCGCUGAAGCGCCGGCACCCGGUAACAGUCUCAGAAGCAGAUUCUACCAUCUCUCAUCGUACGACACGCGCGACAAGGCUGCAUUCUACAAUGUCGAUCGAAAGAGACCACCGCCACAGAUGGAAGAGCAACGGGAUUCGGACAAGAAACACUCCGAGGAUCAGCUGUUCCAGAUGUUCAAAAACAAGGAAACGAACACGGUCAACAUGGGAAAGUUUCUUGCGGAACUCCGUACGAUCGGUAUCCGGCGGACGGAUCCCCGCAUCCAGGAGAUGAUGGAUAACCUGAAGCGUGUGCACAAACUGAACAACUACGAGCACGGUUCACCGCACACGCAGCAACUGAACGAGGAAACGUUCAAGGCGGUCAUUGCCCCAAACAUCGUCCUGAUUGCGCGCGCCUUCCGGCACCAGUUCGUCGUGCCCGACUUCCAAGGCUUCACCAAGGACAUCGAGGAGAUCUACUGGAAGUGCAAGAGCAACACCGACGGCAAAGUGGCCACCUACAUCCCGCAGCUUUCUCGCGUCAACCCCGACUACUGGGGCGUUAGCGUGUGCACGAUCGAUGGCCAACGGUUCUCGAUCGGUGACACCGCGGUCAACUUCACGCUGCAAAGCUGCAGCAAACCGUUGACGUACGCGAUCGCGCUAGAAAAGCUGGGCGCUCAAGUUGUCCACCAGUACAUCGGCCAGGAACCGAGUGGCCGGAAUUUUAACGAGCUCGUACUGGACUACGAGAAGAAACCGCACAAUCCGAUGAUCAAUGCGGGUGCGAUCCUGACCUGCUCGCUGCUGAAGACGCUCGUCCACCCGGAGAUGACACUGGCCGAGAAGUUCGAUUACGCCCAAUCGUGGUUCAGCCGGAUGGCGGGUAAUGAGCCGCUCGGGUUUAACAAUUCCGUCUUCCUGUCGGAACGGGAAGCCGCCGAUCGGAACUAUGCGCUCGGGUUCUAUAUGCGCGAGCACAAGUGUUACCCCGAGAAGGCGAACCUGCGCGAGUGUAUGGACUUUUACUUCCAGAUCUGCUCGAUGGAGGCAACCUGCGAUACGCUGUCCGUCGUUGCCGCGACCCUCGCCAACGGUGGCAUCUGUCCGUUGACCGAGGAACGGGUGCUAGGAUCGGAGAACGUACGCGAUGUCCUCUCGCUGAUGCACUCGUGCGGUAUGUACGACUUCAGUGGUCAGUUUGCGUUCAAAGUUGGACUGCCGGCAAAAUCGGGCGUGUCCGGUGGUGUGAUGCUAGUCAUUCCGAAUGUGAUGGGCAUGUUCAUGUGGUCGCCACCACUCGAUCCCCUCGGCAACAGUUGCCGUGGUGUGCAGUUCUGCAAAGAGCUGGUCGACGUGUUCAACUUCCAUCUGUACGACAACUUGAAGCACGGUUCGAACAAGAAGGAUCCUCGCCGGCACCGGUACGAAACGAAGGGCCUCUCGGUGGUCAACCUUCUGUUUUCGGCCGCCAUCGGUGAUGUGACGGCGUUGCGACGCCACAAGCUUUCGGGCAUGGACAUUACGCUGUCGGAUUACGAUGGACGUACGGCGCUGCAUCUGGCCAGCGCCGAGGGACACUUCGAGUGUGUCCGGUUCCUGCUCGAACACUGCGGGGUACCGCACAAUCCGAAAGAUCGCUGGGGUAACCGGCCGGUCGAUGAGGCGGAAACGUUCGGACACGAGGACGUCGUCGCCUUGCUGAAACAGUGGGAAGAGAAGGUACAGAAGGCGACGCAAGGAAGUGAGACAACGGCGACCAACGGAACGGCGGAAACGGGCUACAAUUCGGAUCAGGAUAGUGAUGCGUCGAGCGGGAAGGACUCGAAAGGCACGAAGGGAUCGGAUAUCUUAACUUAAGUGGAUCGAAUCUGUACGCUGAAUCUCACUAGCACUCAAGUGCGAGCACGACGUUGUUAGUGUAAUGACUUACUAUAGUAAUAAUAACGACGACAAUAAUGUAUCUGUGCGAUAACCCUAUAGGUAGCGAACCCCUAGAUGGGGGUUUCCCCCCUUCUACAGUUAAUAUUCUUCAACUAGAUGUUAGUUCUCAUGUUCUCAUGUACCACCACGCACACCGUCACCAUCAUCAUCAUCAUCAUCAGCAAUGUGUCAUGCUUCACUGUCACGUCAAUUAUAUGCAAACGAUAAAGUCAAAUUGUAACGUGAAGGAUAUCCAUCAAUAAAUCCCUCCGACGGAGACUGCAUAUAUACAA